This is a messenger RNA of Suncus etruscus (white-toothed pygmy shrew), 3086 nucleotides long. RefSeq names its product solute carrier family 6 member 6 (gene SLC6A6). NCBI's taxonomy places the organism in Eukaryota, Metazoa, Chordata, Mammalia, Eulipotyphla, Soricidae. Gene Ontology annotation, biological process: neurotransmitter transport; taurine transmembrane transport; sodium ion transmembrane transport. Gene Ontology annotation, cellular component: plasma membrane. Gene Ontology annotation, molecular function: taurine:sodium symporter activity. The record is from RefSeq and is a predicted model, not a curated record.
CUCAGACAACAGACACGCGAGGUCAGGAAGGAGCCGCUUAGAAAUUACCGCUUCCUCCACGCCGCCACCAGCCCUGAACCCCGAUCCAGCCUGGGAGACACCCGGAGCCCAGAUCAGGCAGUUCAGAGAGCCAGCAGGAGAGGCCCCAACCCAGGCGGCUGGACCCCCAGAGCAGAGCGGCCACCCCAGGUCCAGAACAAACACCUUCUCUGAAGAGCCUCCAAAACAGAGUGAGGACGAAAUGGCCACCAAGGAGAAGCUGCAGUGUCUGAAGGACUUCCACAAGGACAUCCUGAAGCCCUCGCCAGGAAAGAGCCCAGGCACAAGACCCGAGGACGAAGCCGAGGGCAAACCCCCGCAGAGGGAGAAGUGGUCCAGCAAAAUCGACUUUGUGCUUUCCGUGGCCGGUGGCUUCGUGGGUUUGGGCAACGUCUGGCGUUUCCCGUACCUCUGCUACAAAAAUGGUGGAGGUGCAUUUCUCAUACCGUAUUUUCUUUUCCUGUUUGGGGGCGGCCUGCCUGUGUUCUUCCUGGAGGUGGCCAUAGGCCAGUUCACCUCUGAAGGCGGCAUCACCUGCUGGGAGAAGAUCUGCCCUCUGUUCGCUGGCAUCGGCUAUGCCUCCAUUGUGAUCGUAUCCCUCCUGAAUAUCUACUACAUCGUCAUCUUGGCCUGGGCUACCUACUAUUUGUUCCAGUCUUUUCAGUCAGAGCUGCCUUGGGCACAGUGUAACCACAGCUGGAACUCGGACCAGUGCCUGGAAGACACCCUGCGUCGGAACCAGAGCCUGAUGAAGAACUAUACCUCGCCUGUCACCGAGUUCUGGGAUCGCAAUGUGCUCAGCCUGUCCUCCGGCAUCGAAGAUGUGGGCUCUCUGAAGUGGGACCUGGCGCUCUGUCUCCUCUUCGUCUGGCUCAUCUGUUUUUUCUGCAUCUGGAAAGGCGUCAAGUCCACAGGGAAGGUCGUCUACUUCACGGCCACCUUCCCCUUCGCCAUGCUCCUGGUGCUGCUGGUUCGUGGACUGACACUGCCCGGUGCAGGGGCUGGCAUCAAGUUCUAUCUGUACCCCGACAUCUCCCGCUUGGGAGAUCCACAGGUACUGGUCUGGAUCGAUGCUGGGGACCCAAAUCUUCUUCUGCCUACGCCAUCUGCCUGGGGGGCCAUGACCUCUGCUGGAAGCUACAACAAAUACAAGUAUAACUCGUACAGGGACUGUAUGCUGCUGGGAUGCCUGAACAGUGGUACCAGUUUUGUGUCUGGCUUCGCAAUUUUUUCCAUCCUGGGCUUCAUGGCACAAGAGCAGGGUAUUGUCGUGGGGGACAUUGCUGAUGUGGCUGAGUCAGGGCCUGGCCUGGCCUUCAUCGCCUACCCAAAAGCUGUGACGAUGAUGCCUCUGCCUACGUUUUGGUCCAUUCUUUUUUUUAUUAUGCUUCUCUUGCUUGGACUGGACAGCCAGUUUGUUGAAGUCGAAGGACAGAUCACGUCCUUGGUUGAUCUUUACCCAUCCUUCCUAAGGAAGGGUUACCGUCGGGAAAUCUUCAUCGCUCUCAUCUGUAGCGUCAGCUACUUGCUGGGGCUGAUGAUGGUGACGGAGGGUGGCAUGUAUGUGUUUCAACUCUUUGACUACUAUGCAGCUAGCGGUGUAUGCCUUUUGUGGGUUGCAUUCUUUGAAUGUUUUGUUAUUGCCUGGAUCUAUGGCACUGAUAACUUUUAUGACGGUAUUGAAGACAUGAUUGGCUACAGGCCUGGGCCCUGGAUGAAGUACAGCUGGGCUGUGGUCACUCCGGUUCUGUGUGUUGGAUGUUUCAUCUUCUCUCUCGCCAAGUAUGUCCCCCUGACCUACAACAAAGUGUACAAGUACCCCGACUGGGCCAUUGGGCUGGGUUGGAGCCUGGCACUGUCGUCCAUGCUGUGUAUCCCUCUGGUCAUGGUCGUCCGCCUGCUGCAGACGGAGGGGCCGUUCAUGGUGAGAGUCAAGUACCUGCUAACCCCCCGGGAGCCCAACCGCUGGGCGGUUGAGCAGGAGGGGGCCACACCAUAUGCCGGCGCCCACAAGCCCCUGAGCAUGAAUGGUUCCCUCAUGAAGCCCACCCACAUCAUCGUGGAGACCAUGAUGUGAACUCGGCCCGGGACUGCUUCAUGCUGUUUACUAACAUUAGAUUCUCAUAGGACCAGGUUUACAGAGCUUUAUAUUUGCACUAGGAUUUUUUUUUUAAUUGUCACAGAAAAUGUUACUGUGUGUAUGUGUGUGAUAUUGUGAGUAUGUGUGUUUUGUUUUGAAUUUUUUUGGGGGGAGGGGGGUGGGAUAUUUUGUACAAAAAAACGAAACGAAACAAAAAAAAAACCAAAAGAAAAACCCCAUGGGCAGAUGUCCGGGGCAAGGCAGAGAUUUCAUAUUGAAUUAGAUGUGUUUUAUGGGAACUUGGUAAUUAUUUCUUUGUAUUUUUUUUUUAACCAUAGAACUCUGUAGACACACACUUAGAGGUCGCCAUCACUUUACCACUUGAAUCGAUCUCCUUGCCAGCAAUAGAUCUCGUUUUUUCAAAAGCAAUUCUUCGGUGCUUGCAUAGCUGGCAGAGUUCUGCUCCCCUCUCCUCCCAUACACACACCAUAACCACCCAGCCCCCGGACAAAAUAUAGAUCACAAGGUAGAACUUUGCUGGGAUAGCAGGUCUGGGUUUAUUUGGGGUUGGUGGCACCUCUAAAACCUAGUUCUAAGAGAUUAGCUACGGGGAGUUUCAUUCUGCCACACCAGCAGGACUGGAGAAAAGAGGGCAAGCAUGGGGCUUGGGGUCCUUCCUUAACUCUUGUCCUGGCCAAGAAGAGAGAUGCCAAAGCUGAUAGGCAGGCCCAGAGAAGCUCCAGGUGAAGCAUGGUACAGGAAAACUCAACUUAGAGAGGAGGGCCACUUGCCAGGAUGCAGAGGGUCAAAUACCUGCUAAACCCCCAGAAGCCUAACCUAGGGAGACUGAAUUAUGACCCCUGCAAAGCUAUCACCAGAACCUCCCAGAAGAAGGUGGCAUAGAGUAGGGCACUUCAGGCCUCCUUCUGAGGCUGCUAUAUAGUCUAUCCUCUCAGCCUGUCCCACA